AUGGAGAACUUGGAAUUAGCAAUGGAAGAUGAGAACUUGGAAUUAGCAAUGAACACCGAAUCAGAAGAAUGUGCUUACUUAGAUCAUCCUCCAAAAGGAGCUGUGAAGAAACGGAUUCAUGCUGCUAAGUUAAAUGCAUCUUUAAAAUUCUUGGAAGGAGGAAGAAACCAAAUUGAUAUUCAGUUAUCUGAAGUUGAAAAAACAAAGGAAGAGCUUACACGGUGCAUUAAAAAUCUUCAGACUCAACAAGCAUCUUUGCAGUCAGAAAACACACAUUUAGAAAGUGAGAAUCAGAAGCUUCAACAGAAACUUAAAAUAAUUACUCAAUUCUAUCAAAAUGAAAUGAGACUCUAUAGGAAAUUAACACUACAGGAAAAUAGCCACUUAGAGAAAGAAGAGAAACUUUCUAAAGUAGACAGAAAGAUUGUCCAUGCCACCGAGAAGCUGGAGACCUAUAGAAAGCGAGUCAAGUAUCUCAAAGAAGAAUUCAAGAGAACUAUUCAUUGCUAUCCGGUGGACUAUGAGAAAAAAGCACAUCGUAAUUGGUUGGCAGCUCGGACUGCUGAAGGAAACCUCAAUCAUUUAGGGAAAGACAAUGCUCACAGCAGGCAAAAAUUAACUGAAAUACAAUUUAAACUGUUAGGAAAAGAUCCUGAUGCACUUUAUGUUCCAAAUACGGCAUUUGGCAGAGAACAUUCCACAUAUGGUCCCUCACCAAUGGGUGGACCUUCAUCUGAAACGAGAGCUUUUCUCUGUCCUCCAACUCUGUUGGAGGAUCCACUCAGACUCUCACCUUUGCUUCCCGGGGGGAAAGGAAGAGGCUCAAGAGGCCCAGGGAAUCCUCUGCAUCAUCAGAUUACCAACAAAAGAGGAGAAUCAACCUGUGGUAGGUUACCGGAUCCUCACAGGGCUCCUUCUGACACUGGGUUCCUGUCACCUCCGUGGGAACAGGACUGUAGGACGAUGUUUCCUCCACCAGGACACCAGGUCUACUGUGGUUGUAGACAAAUGGGAAAGUAA
Messenger RNA from Saimiri boliviensis boliviensis (Bolivian squirrel monkey), 1020 nucleotides. Its product is annotated as cTAGE family member 2-like. Gene Ontology annotation, biological process: vesicle cargo loading; endoplasmic reticulum to Golgi vesicle-mediated transport; protein secretion. The record is from RefSeq and is a predicted model, not a curated record. Gene Ontology annotation, cellular component: endoplasmic reticulum membrane; endoplasmic reticulum exit site. Lineage: Eukaryota; Metazoa; Chordata; Mammalia; Primates; Cebidae.